UCCCCUGAAAACCUGUCUGUAAUAAGACUGAACAAAUUAGAAACCCUCAAAAUCUCACUUUCGUCGUCACUCCAUCACCGAAGAUGUCGACUUUCUUCAGAAGAUUAAGCAAAGCUACACCCAUCGCAUUCUCCCACGCAUUCCGUACUCAAUCGCAAUCGUCUUCAUCGCAUUUCCGCUUUCCAGUCGGAGCGAUCGCUGCAAUCUCCGGUGGAAUCUCCUAUUUCUAUUACUUUUCUGAGCCUAAUUUGGUUCAUUUGGAUCAAAUCAACGAGGACACAGGCCCCAAAACCGCUCUCAUUCCUGAUAAAUGGGUAGAGUUUAAGCUUCAAGAGAAGGCUAAAGUCAGCCACAAUACCCACUUAUACAGGUUUUCGUUUGAUCCAAAUCUCAAAUUGGGACUCGAUGUUGCAUCAUGUCUCAUUACAAGGGCUCCAUUGGGAGAAGAUGCUGAAGGGAAAACAAAAUAUGUUGUUCGCCCGUACACCCCGAUAUCAGAUCCAGAUUCUAAAGGUUACUUUGAUUUGAUGAUCAAGAUUUAUCCUGAAGGAAAAAUGAGCCAACAUUUUGAUAAACUAAAUCCAGGCGAUGUGGUUGAAGUAAAAGGACCCAUUGAAAAGAUCCGAUACACACCCAAUAUGAAGAAACACAUUGGCAUGAUUGCAGGUGGGUCGGGUAUCACCCCAAUGCUUCAGGUUAUUGAAGCCAUUCUUAAGAAUCCCGACGAUAACACUAAAGUAUCUUUAAUUUACGCAAACGUAUCACCCGAUGACAUUUUGCUGAAAAAGAAACUUGAUAUGCUUGCUGCUAGCCACCCCAAUCUAAAGGUAUUUUACACGGUCGACAGUCCAUCGAAGUACUGGGUUGGAGGUACAGGUUACAUAUCAAAAGAUAUGGCCUCAAAAGGGUUACCUGCUCCAAGUGACGAUACACUUAUACUCGUUUGUGGUCCACCUGGAAUGAUGAAACAUGUGUCUGGCGGGAAGGCGAAAGAUUGGACACAAGGUGAGGUGAGCGGUGUGCUUAAGGAGCUUGGAUACACUGAAGAUAUGGUUUACAAAUUUUAGAACAAAGUUAAUGGAAUAAGUUUUGUCACAAAGAGCAGUUUUAAAAACUAUUUUGAGUCCAUACCGAGAACGAGUCAAUACAAUACCCACGAUUUGGUGGAUGUGUACGAUUUGACUCGCCUUGUGAGUGUAUGGUUUUUGCCCUUGUGUGGUGAGACUUGGGUUGGUGGUAAGUUGUAGUAGAAUAAAUGUAUUGGUUAUUUAACUUUUGAAAUUAUAAGAAUUAUCAGUAAUUUUCCAA
Molecule: messenger RNA, 1308 nt
Organism: Helianthus annuus (common sunflower)
Lineage: Eukaryota; Viridiplantae; Streptophyta; Magnoliopsida; Asterales; Asteraceae
Product: NADH-cytochrome b5 reductase-like protein
Exons: 12
Coding region: 84-1067 (327 amino acids)
Molecular function (GO): cytochrome-b5 reductase activity, acting on NAD(P)H
Source: RefSeq, a predicted model, not a curated record